This is a messenger RNA of Cavenderia fasciculata, 612 nucleotides long. RefSeq lists its product as uncharacterized. The coding region runs from base 1 to 612 and encodes 203 amino acids. The record is from RefSeq and is a predicted model, not a curated record. The transcript has 3 exons. NCBI's taxonomy places the organism in Eukaryota, Evosea, Eumycetozoa, Acytosteliales, Cavenderiaceae.
AUGAGUAAAGAGACAUCUAUACCAGCUGCAACAUAUUCCCCGAGAUCGAUUGGGGAUCCAACCUCCUCAAUCAAAUGGACUACGACGCUGCAGUCUUAUAGAUUUGACUUGACUAAAGUAUCUUCUAGAGAUUGCCUUCAUGUGACCGGACAAGAUUUGCUUGUCCAGUUCAUUGUUGGCAGUGUGAUUUUUGAGCAUGGCCGAGAGUCCACGGAAUAUGGCGGCAAAGAGGGCCUGUUGAGCCUGUUGGUUGGCCUCGAGCUUGAGCUGCUUUUCCUCGAGGACAGUCUCGUUGAUAAACUUGCUUUCCUUGGACUCGUUGUAGUCGGCGGUAAGGGCAUCAAUGAUAAUGUUGGUCUUUUCAAUCGAGUUUAUGAUAAUCUCCCAGAUAUAGUGGGCGGUCACGUCACGCGAUGGAUCGCUCACCAAGAACCAGUUGAUGGGGUCGACUGGCUGGAGGAUCUUGAGCGAGAUAAACUUGUCAAUGGCAAUGACAAUGUGUUGGUGAGAGGUUUGCCAAAAGCUGACAAUCGACUCGAGACACUUUUGACGGUCUUCGGCAGUAUGCAAGAUCGACUUGAACAAUGUAACAUAACGUUCAAUAGCAUGUGA